CUCCCCCCAGCUCUGCCGGUGCCCCUCACUCCCGACCCGCAGCCCCAGUUGGAGGUGAGGAUGGGGCCAGGUUCUCCCCAGUGUGGAGAGUCUCUGCAGGAAGUGAAACAGCUUCUCCUGGAAACCUCCCGUCACACCUCCCUUCCCCCAGCUCCUGGCAUGACGGGGCAGGGGCAGCCCCACAGGGCAGGGGCAGUCCCAGAGAAGCUGGGCGGGGGGAGGUGUCCGUCUAAGGAAAGCAAAAGUCCUGCAAGGUGGAGAACAGGGAGGUGAAGCUGGGUCCUAAAGGGGCCCCCAGCCCAGCUCUGCCGGUGCCCCUCACUCCCGACCCGCAGCCCCUGCCAGCCCUGGGCUCCCCCUAUCAGCCCCCGGGUGCCAGGGGCAGGUUCUGGAUACGCAGGCCAGGCUCAGGGGAGGAGCGUGUGGUGGCAAUGGGGGCAUGUGCCUGAGGUGCUAACCCCGUCCCCGGCUGUCUCCCCGCCCCGCGCUCCUGGCACCCUGGCGAAGAUGGCGUCAUGGCUGCAGCGAGGGGCUGCCAGCUCCCUGCCCCUGCGCUCCCCGCCUUGCUGGACCCUGGGGAGUUUCCAGGCCUCGCUCCUCCCUCCUGGCCCCCAAGGGCCCCGCAGGGCCCGGCUCCCCCGGCCGCCCACGGAUCUCACUUGUGCGCUGGCUUUCAAGGGGGCCAGGGACCCACGGGAGACCGAGCUGACCCAGGGCCCUGGCCCCACGGCUGCGCCCGGAGACCAAGGCAGAGCCGUGGGCAAAAUGCACCAGAGACGCAGCCACCCGGACCCCAACCACGGUCAGACUCCGGAGCUCCCCGAAGUGCCGGUGCCGUGGCCAGGUGCCCUGUCCUGCGAGUGCGGCUCUCGCGCCUUCGUUUGCCUGGGCCAGCGCCCCCAGCUCAGCCGACACGUGGCCACUCACUGCUGGCCCCCAGCCCACCCCACCCCCACCCAGGCGGAGACGCGGCGGUUCAGGUGCCCGGUCUGCGGGAAGGGCUUCAAAUACAAACACCACCUGAAAGAGCAUGAACGGAUCCACAGUGGCGAGAAGCCCUACGAAUGUGCCACCUGCGAGAAGCGCUUCUCCCAUUCGGGCUCCUACAGCUCCCACCUCAGCUCCCGCCGCUGCCUCCUGCCCGCCCCCGACACCCCGGCCCCAUGGCAGAGCCGCCCAUGUGCUGCCAGGCCCCGGGGGGGCCACGGCAGAGACCUCUGCUCCCCACACAGCCCCGACCCAACUUGGCCCCUUCUGGGCCCCCCUGACCUGGGAAUGAAGGGACCCAGAGAUGCCAAUUUGCCAGGGCCUGGCCCUGACCGGGGCCCCCCCGAGAUCCCCAGCAUGGAGCAGCCCUUGGACCUGUCUCUGCCCAAGCCAGGCAAGGAGACGGAGCCCAGCCCGGUGCCCUCGGAGGAGCCUGCGAGCCGGCUGCCCUACGAGCUCUACCUGCCCACCUCCCUCUGCACCCUUUUCCCAGCCUUCCUGCCCAGUACCCUCAGCCAUCUCCUCCCGCACGGGGCCCCUCGGCUGCACAGGAACCCAGAGCUGCCGGCCCCCCAGUUCCUGCCCUUUCUCCUCUACCCGUACGGGGCGGAGUCGGAGCCAGCCCUGCCCACGGGCCACAGGGAGCAACACAGGCCUCUGGGAGCCGGCGGGGCCGGGUGGCGCCCCCUGCAGGCGGGCGGGGAGCCGGGGGGCGGCCGGAGGCGGUUACGCAGGACCCCCGACGGGCUGUAUCUCUGCGAGCUCUGCCCCAAAACCUUCCAGAAGAGCAGCUCCCUCCUGCGGCACCAGUACGAGCACACGGGGAGGCGCCCGCACCGCUGCCCGCUCUGCCCCAAGGCCUUCAAGCACAAGCACCACCUGGCGGAACACGCCCGGCUGCACUCCGGGGAGCGCCCGUUCCAGUGCGCCCGCUGCGCCCGCCGCUUCUCCCAUUCCGGCUCCUACUCGCAGCACGUCAACCACCGGCAGGGCUGCUGCCGGGCCUGGGGCGCCCCUGCCCCCCACGGGGAGACCCCCACCCCCCACAAGGAGACCCUGGCCCCUCAAGGGGGAGACCCUGGCCCCCUGUCACCAGGGCAACACCCCAGCUCCCUCCCCCCACAGGAAGACCCCGGCCCCUGCCCAUGCUUCCCACAGGGAGACCCCAGCCCCCACCCCCUGUCACCAGGGCAACACCCCGGCUCCCAUUCCUCACAGGCAGAUCCUGGCCCCCACCCAUUGUCACCAGGGUGACACCCUGGCUGCCUCCCCCCACAGGGAGACCCCUGGCCCCCACAGGGAGAUCCUGGUCCCUGUCCCCCACAGCCAGACCCUGACCCCCCUGGGAGAUCCCGGCCCCCAACCCCCCAUGGCCAGACCCCAACCCCUGCCCCCC
This is a messenger RNA of Malaclemys terrapin pileata, 2383 nucleotides long. RefSeq names its product zinc finger E-box-binding homeobox 1-like. NCBI's taxonomy places the organism in Eukaryota, Metazoa, Chordata, Testudines, Emydidae. The record is from RefSeq and is a predicted model, not a curated record. Bases 508 to 2241 code for a protein of 577 amino acids. Gene Ontology annotation, molecular function: RNA polymerase II cis-regulatory region sequence-specific DNA binding; DNA-binding transcription factor activity, RNA polymerase II-specific. The transcript has 7 exons. Gene Ontology annotation, biological process: anatomical structure development; regulation of transcription by RNA polymerase II.